Messenger RNA from Amphimedon queenslandica, 1181 nucleotides. Its product is annotated as cathepsin L1-like. The record is from RefSeq and is a predicted model, not a curated record. Lineage: Eukaryota; Metazoa; Porifera; Demospongiae; Haplosclerida; Niphatidae. Gene Ontology annotation, biological process: proteolysis. The coding region runs from base 117 to 1097 and encodes 326 amino acids. Gene Ontology annotation, molecular function: cysteine-type peptidase activity. The transcript is spliced from 8 exons.
AAGCUAAGGCAUGUGACUAGUGGUUACUGCGUAGUCAAAGAAGGUCACCACAGUUGCUGCUUCUUUUCUCUUUCCAGCAUCACAGUUAGCUGUUUUUUUUUUGACAUUUCAAAAAGAUGAAGGUCAUCCUUGUACUAGCUCUUGUAGCUCUAGCAGCUGCCAAGUUUGAAUACACACAAGAGUUCCAGGAAUGGAAAGUCAAGUACAACAAGGUCUACGAGACAAAGGAUAUUGAGCUUGCACGUCAAGUCAUCUGGGAAUCAAACAAGAAGUUUGUAGAGAACCACAAUGCUAACUCUGACAAGUUUGGAUUCACCGUUGCCAUGAAUGAGUUUGCUGAUCUUGAUGCUGCUGAAUUUGCAAGUAUCUUCAAUGGUUUCCUUUCUCUUCCUAACAACAGUACUAAAGAUUUCUAUAAGAAAACUGGUGUCAAAGUUGCAGCAACUGUAGACUGGCGUGAGAAAGGUGCAGUAACUGCAAUUAAGAAUCAAGGAAAGUGUGGAUCUUGCUGGUCCUUCUCAACCACUGGAUCACUUGAGGGACAACAUUUCCUUAAGACUGGAACCCUCCUUUCCCUCUCUGAGCAACAGUUUGUGGAUUGCUCAACCAAAUUUGGUAACCACGGGUGCAAAGGUGGAACAAUGGACAAUGCUUUCAGAUAUCUUGAAACAGUUUCUGGUGACGAGACUGAAAUGAUGUACCCCUACACAGCUGAGGAUGGAUUCUGUAAGUUUAGAUCCACUGAAGGGAAAGUUAAGUGUGAGGGCUACAAGGACAUUCCUCGUGAUGAUGAAGAUGCUCUAAGGGAAGCAGUAGCUACAGUUGGCCCUAUCUCUGUUGCCAUUGAUGCUGGGCACUCAAGCUUUCAAUUGUACAAGGAAGGUGUGUACUACAAUCCAACCUGUUCUUCAACUAAGCUGGAUCAUGGUGUACUUGCUGUUGGCUAUGGUACAUAUGAGGGAUCAGAGGAGUAUUGGCUUGUCAAGAACAGCUGGGGACCUAGUUGGGGUAUGGAAGGAUACAUCAUGAUGAGCCGUAACCGAGAGAACAACUGCGGCAUUGCUACAAUGGCUUCCUACCCUACUGGUGUCAACUAAGCCAUUGGACAUCCUGAACUAAUAUAUAUACAUGUAUAUAUAUUAUUGCUAAAUGAUGCUAAUUUUUGCUGCUUUUUGGUAUUA